GCAGAGCCAGGCGGGCUUUAAGGAAGGAAGGAGCAUUCUAUGAGGCUCCGAGGCAGCUAGAUCUGGAGGGAUCUGCCUUGCUGCAAGGGAAGGGAUCUAUAUGGGCAGAAGAAGCUCCGUCCAGAGGCUUCCUACGUGCUGCAUGGUCCUAGCAAUAUUGUACAUCUAAGACGGUGGAUAUCAAGAAUCCAAGUAUGGGAGAUACCUCACAUGAAGCUGCCGACGGAGUCAUAGACAGGUCUUGCAGUGAUAGUGACCUCGCUGAUCGGGUAGCCUCUAUCAAUGUCACCCUCAACCCAGAUGCCACCAGUUCAAACGGUCAAGAAACAGUAGAAGACAACCUCACCUUCUCCAACAACGUUGCUCCCGACAGCCAAAGGAAUGGGGUGGAAGAUGACUUGGGGACAUCGGAAGAACUGGAUGGGACUCACGAGCUCCAUGCGCCAAAGAGAGCACCCGCGCGACCCAUCCUGUCCGGCCGGAAGUAUUCGCUACAAGAAAGGCCUGCCGGAAACUACUUGGCUUGCACUGACCCUACAAGCUUUGGUCCUUACGCCACGGGGCCUUCCACCCACAUCUCUCCCCGGAUUCUCAGGCGGCCCACAAUAGAGUCGCACCGAGUCUCCAUCUCAGACGCAGCGGAUUGUGUGCAGCUGAACCAAUACAAGCUGAAAAGCGAGAUAGGAAAGGGUUCCUACGGCGUUGUGAAGUUGGCCUACAAUGAAAACGACGAUCAAUACUAUGCCAUGAAAGUCCUCUCCAAAAAGAAGCUACUGAAGCAAUAUGGAUUUCCACGCCGGCCUCCGCCUCGAGGAUCCAAAGGGACCGCCGGUGGGACCCCGAAGCCGAUGGCCCCGCUGGAUCGCAUCUAUCAAGAAAUAGCCAUCUUAAAGAAGCUGGACCACAUCAACGUAGUCAAACUCAUUGAGGUACUGGAUGACCCUGCAGAAGACAAUCUCUACAUGGUGUUUGACCUCCUCCGAAAAGGGCCAGUCAUGGAGGUUCCAUGCGACGCACCAUUCACCGAAGAACAGGCCCGGCUCUACUUCAGGGACAUCGUCUUGGGCAUUGAGUACUUGCAUUACCAGAAGAUUAUCCACCGAGACAUCAAGCCAUCCAACCUGCUCCUUGGAGACGACGGCCAUGUCAAGAUCGCCGAUUUCGGCGUGAGCAACCAGUUCGAGGGCAACGAUGCCCAGCUCUGCAGCACGGCCGGGACGCCUGCCUUCAUGGCCCCCGAAGCGAUUUCAGAUUCUGGGAAGAGCUUCAGUGGGAAGGCUCUGGAUGUGUGGGCCAUGGGCAUCACUCUCUUUUGCUUUGUAUACGGAAAGUGUCCUUUCAUUGACGAAUUCAUCCUUGCUCUUCACAACAAGAUCAAGAACAAGCCUGUUGAGUUCCCAGAAGAACCCUGGGUCAGCCCAGAACUCAAGGACCUCAUUCUGAAGAUGCUGGAAAAAAACCCUGAGACCAGAAUAACAGUCCCUGAAAUUAAGUUACAUCCUUGGAUUACCAAGUUUGGAGAGGAUCCUCUUCCUUUGGAGGAAGAGCACUGCAGCAUCGUGGAAGUCACAGAAGAAGAAGUGAAGAACUCGGUCAAGAUGGUUCCCAGUUUACCCGCUGUGAUUUUGGUGAAAGCCAUGUUGAGGAAACGCUCCUUUGGUAAUCCGUUCGAAGCCCAAGCCAGGCGAGAGGAGAGAUCGAUGUCGGCUCCAGGAGACCUAUUAAUAAAGCAAGGAAGCCGGGAAGGCAUGAAGGACCCGGAUCUGCCCGACGUGAACGAGGACGAAACGAGUUCGUGAAGAUCCGGAUCGCAGAGAGGUCCUCCAAGCUCUGCUGCUGUACCAAUGCUGCUGCCGUACCCAUCGUAAACAGUGGUGUUGUCUUGCGCGCCAUGCUGUCUGUUCUCAUCAACCAAAGUCUGUGACAUG
Sceloporus undulatus (fence lizard) is the source of this 1928-nucleotide messenger RNA. RefSeq names its product calcium/calmodulin dependent protein kinase kinase 1 (gene CAMKK1). The coding region runs from base 195 to 1799 and encodes 534 amino acids. The transcript has 16 exons. Gene Ontology annotation, molecular function: ATP binding; protein kinase activity. NCBI's taxonomy places the organism in Eukaryota, Metazoa, Chordata, Lepidosauria, Squamata, Phrynosomatidae. The record is from RefSeq and is a predicted model, not a curated record. Gene Ontology annotation, biological process: protein phosphorylation; activation of protein kinase activity; CAMKK-AMPK signaling cascade.